AUGUACCCCAUCGACCAGAGCCGGAAUUACUACAGAUGCUCCACGCAGAAAAACCGUCUGCCUGUUCUCUGGCAGCCACCACUUUCCGAGGACCCAUCGGACUCGGAUUCCAUCGUCGUGGGCAUGGGCGACAUCGUCCCGCGCUGGGACGUGUCUGGAUCCAACACGACGCUCGAGUUUUUCGUCCGAGCCGACACCUUCCCGUCCGCUGACGACGCGUCGCACGCCGCCCAGAUGAAGGCCAAUUUCGACCUCGUGUACAGGGUUAACGGCAGAGCGGACCAGGGCCUCUACGCCGAGGCGUUUUUCCCGCACGAGCGCCGUCGCGACGUGGUUGUGACCGACUUUGCCCUGAGCGCGAAGGAGAGGGGCACCCUGAAGAACGUGUUUCUGCACGAGAUCGGCCACAUCCUCGGUCUCAGGCACGAAUUUGCGCUGGAUAAGGAAGAGGAGGGUGCCGUGCGGUUUAUGGAGGAGAAUCCCGUUUCUGUGAUGAGCUACACUAGCCCGCCGACCAUGCAGGAAUUCUACAAGCUCGAACCGGGUUUUAAGAUCGCUGGAAGUCCUAUAGUUGACUUUCAGCCCGAGCUGAGGAGGCAGACAAAGGCAGUUCCGCCAGUGUAG
Molecule: messenger RNA, 624 nt
Organism: Daldinia caldariorum
Lineage: Eukaryota; Fungi; Ascomycota; Sordariomycetes; Xylariales; Hypoxylaceae
Product: Metalloprotease
Exons: 2
Coding region: 1-624 (207 amino acids)
Molecular function (GO): metallopeptidase activity
Source: RefSeq, a predicted model, not a curated record